Messenger RNA from Nicotiana tabacum (common tobacco), 829 nucleotides. The record is from RefSeq and is a predicted model, not a curated record. Lineage: Eukaryota; Viridiplantae; Streptophyta; Magnoliopsida; Solanales; Solanaceae.
GCAAGGGUUGCGAGAUUUUGAGGUAAAGCAGUACGCAAAAUCGAUUCUGUUGGGGCUAAGUGAUAUUCACGGAAGAGGUUUCGUUCACCUUGAUAUUAAACCAGAUAACAUUCUUCUUGUGGGGACUGAAAGAGUAGCCAAGAUUGCUGAUUUCGGGUUCGCGAAGAAGAAUCANAUUGCUGAUUUCGGGUCCGCGAAGAAGGUUGGAGGAGUAAAGAGUCAGAAAAAAAAGCACGGACUCAAAGGAACACCUAUGUACAUGGCGCCAGAAUCAGUUCUUGAUAACGAUUACGGACCUGAAGCCGAUAUUUGGGCUUUCGGGUGCACUGUCUUUGAGAUGGUUACAGGGAAGACAGUGUGGGAUUGCAGUGAAGCUAACAACGUUGUUUAUCUAUUGUGCAAAAUUGGAAUGGGAUCACCGGAUUUGCAGAACAAAAGAUUGUCAAAAGUGGCUGAAGAUUUUCUGAGAAAGUGUCUUGUUAAGGAGCCGAGAUCGCGAUGGACUGCUGAUAUGUUAUUGAAGCAUCCAUUUCUUUCAUCUGAUGAUAAUGUUGUUGUUCGUGAGCAGAAGCAGACAAGGAAAAAGGAACUCAACCCACUUUUGUUUGUAGAAAUUGCAAGAGAAACUGAUCAAUUGAUUGAUGAUAUUUGCAAUAGUACAGAGAUGGAUAAGCUGAAAUACUACAUUUGGAGGGCCAGGAAUGAAGCAGUUUGGCUGAUGAAAGUGACACGACCUCACAAGGUGCUCGAGCAAAUACGGUAUACUUGUAAAUACAGAUGCCUAGAAGCUAUACGGGAAAGAAACUAUAGAAGGAGACUAGUUGGAUAG